Messenger RNA from Lonchura striata (white-rumped munia), 3478 nucleotides. RefSeq names its product SH3 and PX domains 2B (gene SH3PXD2B). Gene Ontology annotation, biological process: superoxide anion generation. The record is from RefSeq and is a predicted model, not a curated record. Gene Ontology annotation, molecular function: protein binding; phosphatidylinositol binding; superoxide-generating NADPH oxidase activator activity. NCBI's taxonomy places the organism in Eukaryota, Metazoa, Chordata, Aves, Passeriformes, Estrildidae. Gene Ontology annotation, cellular component: cytoplasm.
GCCGCGCUGCAGCCUCCGGUCCCGGCGGCCAGCGCCAGAGCGUCCCCGCUCCCCGAGGGGCACGGCAGCGGCGAUGCCCAGGCGGAGCAUCGCCGAGGUGAAGGUGCUGGACGUGCAGAAGCGGCGCAUCCCCAACAAGCACUAUGUGUACAUCAUCAGGGUCACCUGGUCCAAUGGAGCCACGGAGGUCAUUUACCGGCGCUACAGCAAGUUCUUCGACCUGCAGAUGCAGAUGCUGGACAAGUUCCCCAUGGAAGGAGGCCAGAAGGACCCCAAGCAGAGGAUCAUCCCCUUUCUGCCAGGGAAGAUCCUGUUCCGCCGGAGCCACAUCCGCGACGUGGCGGUCAAACGGCUGAUCCCCAUCGACGAGUACUGCAAGGCUCUGAUCCAGCUGCCCCCCUACAUCUCCCAGUGCGAGGAGGUGCUGCAGUUCUUCGAGACACGGCCCGAUGACCUGACCCCCCCAAAAGAGGAGCCCAUUGGAAAGAAGAGGUCUGGAGCUGACUGUGCCUCGGCUGAGCCCCUGGUGCUGGAGCAGUAUGUCGUGGUGGCCGACUACCAGAAGCAGGAGAGCUCGGAGAUCAGCCUGUGCGUGGGCCAGGUGGUGGAUAUCAUUGAGAAGAACGAAUCAGGCUGGUGGUUUGUGAGCACGCUGGAGGAGCAAGGCUGGGUGCCAGCGACCUGCCUGGAGGCCCAGGAUGGAGUCCAGGACGAGUUCUCAAUGCAGCCUGAUGAAGUGCCAUGGAGGUACUGGUCUCUGCCCAGGCACCUUGGCCGCCGCCGGACUCUUGGGGACUUGUACACCCCUGGCUGGGGUCAAGAGGAGAAGUACACGGUUAUUUACCCCUACACUGCAAGAGACCAGGAUGAAAUGAACCUGGACAAAGGGGCCGUGGUGGUGGUGAUCCAGAAGAACCUGGAGGGCUGGUGGAAAAUCAGGUACCAGGGCCAGGAGGGCUGGGCCCCUGCCUCCUACCUCAGGAAGGGCAAUGGAGAUGUGCUCCCACCGAAGCUGGGCUCGGGCUCCUCGGCUCACUGCAGUGCCCUGGAGCUGGAUGGCAUCUCCAGGCAGCAGCUGCUGGCCAGCAGGGACAAGGACGGGCUGGGCGGCCAGAGGGACGGCAGGUUGGAGAGCCGGCCCCUGCCCGGCACCGACAUCCGACGCAAGUCACCAAAGAUGAGGCAGAGGCCACCCCCUCGCCGAGACCUCACCAUACCCCGUGGUUUGAACCUGCCUAAGCCUCCUGUCCCCCCUCAAGUGGAAGAGGAAUAUUACACCAUUGCUGACUUCCAGACCACCAUCCCUGAUGGCAUCAGCUUCCAGGCAGGAAUGAAAGUAGAGGUUAUUGAGAAGAACCUGAGCGGCUGGUGGUACAUCCAGAUCGAGGAGAAGGAGGGCUGGGCCCCCGCCACCUUCAUUGAUAAGUACAAGAAGACCAGCAACGCCUCCAGGCCCAAUUUCCUGGCUCCCCUCCCCACCGAGAUGGCGCAGCUGCGGCUGGGCGACACCGAUGGCAGUGCCAGCGAGGAGGUGACAGGGCCCUGCCGACCUCUGCCAGAGGCUCCUCCCAACGGCAUGGACUGCAGCGGGAGGUGGGGCAAGGACUGGAAGGGGAAGGAGGCUCCUGACAGUGGGGACCUGUCCUUGGCCGGCGGCUACGAGGAGAUCUCGGACCGCGACACCGAGGAGAAGCCCAGCCUUCCACCCAGGAAGGAGUCCAUCAUUAAAUCGGAAGGAGAGUUACUAGAGAGGCAGAGACCUCCCCCCAAGCCCCCAGGCAUGAUUUUGCCCAUGAUCCCACCCAAGCAGUCGGCAGCCCCAAAGGACAGCAAGAAGCCGGAGCUCAAACCGGAGAAGGGCAAACUCUUCCAGCUGAAAAACGAGAUGGGUCUGGAAUGUGGCCACAAGGUGUCGGCCAAGGAGGUGAAGAAGCCAAACCUCCGGCCCAUUGUCAAGCCAACCAAGCCAAAAGCUGAGCCUGUGGAGGACAAACCUGAGCCCAUCACCCAGAACCCAUUCUUGAAGUCGAGACCUCAGAUCAGGCCAAAACCCGCUGCAUCCCCCCGGACUGACACACCUCUGGCCGAUGACAGACUGGACAUUUGCAGCCUGAGGAGCAAGCUGAGACCUGCCAAGUGCCCAGAGAAGCCCUCAGAGCAGGACCCCAUCACCGGGGAAAGCUUCAGCAAUGCCGUGGUCUCCUCAGAGCCUUGCGGGAGGUUUCCAGAGCGACCGGGCACGGAGAGCAAAGCUCAGCCCAAGCUGGACAUUGCCCCCAAAGAGGCACUGCCCAAAUCUCCCCUGGGCCCAGCCAGCCCCCCCUGUGCCAGGGACACCCCUCCGCAGCGCCCCGUGGUGCCACCUCGCAGGCCACCCCCUCCCAAGAAGAUGGGAGCUCCUGCCUCCGUCCCCGCCGAGCCCCGGGCACGGGAAGCGCCCGAGGCCAGGCCCUCGGCAGUGCCAGGGAGGCCCAUGCUGGUCCCCCCCAAAGCCAAGCCCUUCCUCUCUGCCUGCAUGCAAGACGAAGCCAAAGCCAGGAGCAGCAUCAACCCAAAGGUCAUCUCCAAGCCCGUGGAGAGAGGGGAGGCCAAGGAGAGGACCUCAGCCCCCGACAUCUCCAGGGAAGCUCUCUACGUGGCAGUGGCGGAUUUUGAAGGCGACGAGGAGACCAACAGCUUCAGAGAAGGGACUUUGUUUGAAGUUCGGGAGAAGAACAGCAGUGGCUGGUGGUUCUGCAAGGUCCUGGCUGGGGGGCCCUGCUGGGAGGGCUGGAUCCCUUCCAAUUACCUGCGGAAGAAGCCGUAGCUGCUCCACAGCCGGAGGCUCCCGGCUCUCUCACCUGAGUAUUUAAUGAGCAGAUUAAUUUAUAGUUUUCUGUAAGGCUGGCUUUAAAAGAAAAGAUAAUAAUUGGAAAUCCCACGCCUCCCAGCUGGAGCCCCUUGGCAGCAGCUGGAGGAAGCAGCUCGGCCUCCCCUCCCCACCCCUGUGCUCCCUGUACCCACCCUCCUCCUCACAUUCCCCAAAGGACUUGGCUCCCGUGGUUCUCUGUGCUGGGCAGAUGCACCUUGAGUGAUGUUUUGCCACCUCUGUGGUGAAUUGGAGAGGAAUCCAGCAGCAGCCAGGUGGAAUGGUACCAAUGCAGGAAAUCACAGAAGGAUUUGCCUUUCCCUGAAGCUCAGGGUCACGGUCAAGAGUUGCAGGUCGUGUUGCUUAGCCCAGGGAUGUAGCAGAGCCACGAGGAAUGUGGCAAAAAGGAGGAAAGAUUGCUGAGAACAGGUUCCUGCAGCUCUGUCUGUGGUUCAGGGCUGCACCGUGCUCCCCCUGCACGGGGAUCAUCCCUUGGUCCUUCCCUGCCCUACGAUGACAAGUGUUAACUUCAACAUCCUCCUGGUGCAAAAAUAUAGGGAAAAAUGCACCCUCAUUUAAACAGGUCCUGCUGUGCUGCUCCAGGACAGCUCUCAGGCCUCUCCCCUGCAG